Molecule: messenger RNA, 4441 nt
Organism: Myodes glareolus (Bank vole)
Lineage: Eukaryota; Metazoa; Chordata; Mammalia; Rodentia; Cricetidae
Source: RefSeq, a predicted model, not a curated record
CAGGCAGGCACCAGGGCAGUUGCUUGGCUCUGAAGAGAGAAGGUCCUUCGAAUGAGCAGAGAGGCAAAGAGACCCUGAUCCUUGAAAUACGGAAAGGCAGCUGCACUUCCCUCCGGGGAUGCACAAGCCAAACUGCUCUCUCGCACAUGUUCUGUGAUUCUUCCAUGCAAUGCUCCUGAUGAAAGAGAGAAAUGAAAGGUUUCUUCCUCAUUUGGGACGUGAGUCAUCUCACACUUCAGUGGCAUGUAGGAAUAGCCCUCUAUGUUCUCUUCAGAUGGUGUCAUGGAGGUAUUACAACUAUAAACUGCUCUGGUAACAUGUGGGUAGAACCUGGUGAAAUUUUUCAGAUGGGGAUGAAUGUUUCUAUAUAUUGCCAAGAAGCCCUUAAGAACUGCCAACCAACGAAGCUUAAUUUUUAUAAAAAUUAUAAAAAAAUUUAUAAAAAUGGCUUCAAAGAAGAAUUCCAUAUCACCAUGAUUAAUAUAACAACAGCUCAACUUUGGUAUAAAGGCUUUUGGGAGCCUCAUGCCUAUAUGUAUUGCACUGCUGAAUGUCCUGGACAUUUUCAAGAGACACUCAUUUGUGGAAAAGACAUUUUCUCUGGAUAUCCACCAGACGCCCCCAGUGAAGUGACAUGCGCCAUUUAUGAAUACUCAGACAACAUGAUUUGUACCUGGGACGCUGGGAAGCCCACCUACAUAGAUACCAAGUAUGUGGUGCACGUGAAGAGUUUAGAGACAGAAGAAGAACAACAGUAUCUUGCCUCGAGCUAUGCUACCAUCUCCACUGACUCAUUACAAGGUGGAAAGAAGUAUUUGAUAUGGGUCCAAGCUGUCAAUGCCCUAGGCAUGGAGGACUCACCGCAACUACAAAUCCAUCUGGAUGAUAUAGUAAUACCUUCUGCAGCCAUCAUUUCCGGAGCUGAGACUAUAAAUGCUACUGUGCCCAAGACCAUAAUUUACUGGGAUAGCAAAACCAUGAUUGGAAAUGUAUUCUGUGAAAUGAGACACAAAGCAACAACAAACCAAACGUGGAAUGUUAAGGAAUUUGACACCAACUUCACAGAUGUGCAGCAGUCAGAAUUCUACCUGGAGCCAGACAGCGAGUAUGUAUUUCAAGUGAGAUGCCGAGGACGAGGUAGAAGAAGCUGGCAGCCCUGGAGUUCACCCUUUGUUCACAAAACUCCCCAAACAGUUCCCCAGGUCACAUCAAGAUCGUCCCAUGAAUCUCAGAAGAUUGGGAUGCUUGCUGCUACAGUCAUUAAAAGACAUUCUAUUUUCGAUAAUAGUCAAGACAUUGGAUUUUUGUCGGGAAUGGUCUUCUUGGGCAUCUUGUUGCCGAUUUUCUCUCUGAUUGCGAUGUUUAACAGAUCACUUCGAAUAGGAAUUAAAAGAAAAGUCUUACUGGUGAUCCCAAAGUGGCUUCAUGAAGAUAUUCCUAAUAUGGAAAAUAGUAAUGUUGCAAAAUUGCUACAGGAACAAAGUGUACUUGAGGAUAAUACUGCCAGUGAGCAGGACCUGUAUGUGGAUCCUGUGCUUACAGAGGUAAGUGAAACCACUCCCCCGGAGCACAAGCCCACAGGUUACAAGGAAGAAAAGCUCAUGGGCCUCCUGGAGACCAGAGACUGUCCGCUAACAAUGCUGUCUACCAGCUCUUCUGUUGUGUAUAUUCCCGAUCUCAACACUGGCUACAAACCCCAGAUUUCAAAUGCUCCCCCUGAGGAAAACCAUUUCAUUAGCAGAGAUGAGGAGUCUACAACCCUUGAGGCCACAGGUGACUGCUUUGCCAGACUGAAAAUAUACCCCAACUUUGCAUUUUCUUCUUCAAGUACGACUUUACUAAGCAAAACACUAAUUCUUGAUGAAUUGAACCUUGUUUUAAAUCAAGGUGAAUUCAAUCCUCUUGAAAUACAAAACUCAAGACAGGAGGAAACCACCAUGGUUUUGGAAAGUGGCUCAGCCAGUGAAACUAUCCCAGAGCAGACCCUGCUUUCUGAUGAAUUUGUCUCCUGCUUGGCAAUCGGGAGUGAGGACUUGCCAUCUGUUCAUUCUUACUUUCCACAGAACAUUUUGGAAAGCCAAUUCAGUGGGAUUUCACUCUUCAAAACUAGACUAUCCCAUCAAAGUCAGUGAAAGACGCCGCCUUUCCACUGAAGGCCAAGUCUUCCCUCAAAAGAAGUAUACGUACACUCGCAAGAUGUCAGGAAUGAACUCUCCUCAUUGGCAAAACAAAACAAAAACAGUGAGGGUAGAUUUGUUUGCUUGUUUUCAUUUUCAUUUUUUAAUAUUCGCACUUGAGACAGGAUCUCACAUAGCCAGGUUUGACUCCAGUGCUCUACAAGACCAAGGAUGACUGAACUCCAACGUUUCCUGCCUCUUCUAAAAUGCUAGGAUUAAAGGUGUGUGCCUCCAGGACUAUUCCUCUCAUAGUUUCUUCAUUAAGUUGUACAGAACAGCUUUGUUUGUAUAAAGAAUAAAUACUGAAGAAUAGGUACUAGUGAAAUGUGGGUCUUUAAAAUCAAAACAUGAAUAUUUCUUUGCAAAGGCAGAAUCAAGUUUAAUUUUUAUCUUAUCACCUAAAGUUAGCUAUAGAGCCAAACCACAAAACAAGGAAAAGCAGAAACAGAGACUAGCUGCUAAUUAAUAUACUUGCUUAUUGUUCUUCCACUAUUUUCUUUGUUUUGGAUUAAAAAAAAUUGUAAAUCAAGGGUGGUUGGAACCAUGGAGCUGAUUCCUCCAUUCACUUUUAAGUGGUGGGCAUCAUGUUGUGGCAAACACCAGUAUUUACAUUCUAACAGAAAUCAUGCCAGGGAGUAGGCACAGGAUUGGCAAGACAGGUGGUUUGACUGUUAUUCUCAACCAGGUGUUGAGGAUCUCAGAAAACCGCCAUGAAAACAGAUACAUAUCCUACUUUGGAAUGGUGGACACACACUACAUCUACCCUUGUCCCAUAGCCAGUGUGUGCUGCAGACAUUGCAAGUUGCUCCCUACAUGCCUCAGUUUACCUUCUUCUCAUUCUCUGAAGCCACUGUGCUCCAAAGUAGAACAACUAGUCCCAAUGUAAAAUGCUUAGAACCUGAUGGAAAGUCUAUUGCCUAUCCUAAAAUCUGUGUGUAUUUGUUGUAUUUUACAUAAUCUAAAAAGAAUGUUUAGUGUCACUCACAAAAUUGUAAUUGUUAAAUAUCCUGACUUGUAAAUUAUAAUAACUUUGCUUUAUUCUUCUCUAAGGGGAGACUGCCAGUAAGGGAAAGGGGCAGGUUAGACUUGAUGCAAAAUGCCAGGACAGAUCACCUUUGUGUGUUGACUGAUCUGGUCUAUUGAGAAGGAUAUUUACAUAGGCCAUUUCAUUGUAAUCAUAAAUAUAACGCAUUUAGAAAGCUUUUGCCCAGUUUUAGGGAUGAAAGCAAAGAGUUCUUUGCUCAUCUGUCGAUGCUUCCGGAACAGUGUGUGCCUCUCACCCCAGGCGAUGUGAAGGAAGCAGCAGUUUUUGGUAUCUCCUCCCACCACGUGCCUUUUUUCAUGUUCAGCACAGGAAAAACUUUUUUUUUUUCAAAUAAGCUUACAAAGUAGCAAGUUUCUUUGUGGCUUUAACAUUUAUACUCAGUUUUGGCUGACACUCUCCCUACUUGAUCUUCUUGCCCCCAGUCCACUUAAGCCCUCCCCACCCCAGAACUUCACUUGUACUUGCAUAACAAAUGUUUUCUAUUACCUUCCCCACCUCUCUCCCUUAGAAGUCAUUUCCCCCUCCCUAGGGCCCCUUUCUAGUUUCCUAUGGCCCACUGUUGUAAUAUGGAGAUCAACACAGAACCCAGUUGCAGCAGGACCACGGACCCAGAAAUGGCCUAAGCAGCAGUGCAAGCCUGAACAUUACCAUUGCUCCAAGUGACAGCACAGGUCACCCAGAUUAGUAUGGUCCUGGUUACAGCAUAGCCCUCGGACACUAAAGUAAGUUCAAGUGGCUGACCAGACCCCUGGCAUUGUCACAGCCUUCGAUGGCAUCAGGAGUCAUGGGCAUUAAAACAGAUCCAGGCAUAACCCUAGGCAACAGCCCUGGCCCAGACAAUACCAUGGACCCAGCUGUUAGUGCAGGCCACUCAGAUAAGCAUGGCCCCAGCAGUAGCAUUGCCCUUACACACCAACAUGGCCAUAAGUUGUCGCUUAGACCCCAGGCAUCCAUGUCACCUUUGAUGGCAUCAUAGCCACAGGCAUCAAUACAGACCCAAGCUGUGGUAGGAUCACGGACUCAGACAUGAUCCCCAGCAGUAGUCCAUGCUUGGAUGUCCCCAUUUUUAGAAUUCAGGCAUUAUGUUGGUCCCUGUAACCUGGCAGAAUAAACCCAGGCAGUACCUUAGCAAGUGGAAGACUUGUAUGACAAGAACUUUAAAUCUUUGAAGAAAGAACUUGAAGAAGACACCAGAAAGUGGAAAGAUUUCCCAUGCUCU